Molecule: messenger RNA, 1502 nt
Organism: Electrophorus electricus (electric eel)
Lineage: Eukaryota; Metazoa; Chordata; Actinopteri; Gymnotiformes; Gymnotidae
Gene: gpr88
Product: G protein-coupled receptor 88
Biological process (GO): G protein-coupled receptor signaling pathway
Cellular component (GO): membrane
Molecular function (GO): G protein-coupled receptor activity
Source: RefSeq, a predicted model, not a curated record
CACGGGAUGGAGAUUGAUCGGCUGCGCGCCCUCAACAUCAUUAGAAAACGCCACCUACAAAGCUACUGUCUUCACUGCAUCACUACCAAAGAGGAGAUGCGCUUUCCAUCUUCUCUCCUCGGUCGUCGCAACGUUAGGCUUUGAUACAGUGUUGUCCUUAUGAAAAGAGGGGUAUGGUUAUGCUGUUUUUCGUUGAUUUGAUAUGAGGUUUGCCUUUGAUCAUGCCUAACGAGUCAGAGCCCUUAACUAAUUGCGAGAUAGGACGCGUGGCACGGAUUUCCCUCACGACAGUCUACUCUUUGAUGUGCGUUUUUGGCACUGUUCUAAAUCUUGUGGUUAUAUAUCUGGUUGUGAGUUUUAAGAAGCUUCGUACUGCUAGCAAUGCUUUUAUUGUCAACGGCUGCGUAGCGGACCUGUUGGUGUGCGCAUUUUGGAUGCCCCACGAAGCGGUGGCAAUAUCCACAGGGAAUUCUCUAGUGCUUGGGUACCAUGCUUUCAAAGAAGCCCUACUCUUAAUCGGAAUCACCGUCUCGCUACUCUCCCACUCCCUCGUGGCAGUGAACAGGUAUGUUUUAAUCACAAAAACCCCCGCUACUUAUCAAUCACUCUAUCAAAAGAGGCACACUGAAUGGAUGAUUGUUGGAUCAUGGCUCAUCUCUCUCGGAUCCUUGCUUCCUUGGUUCACGUCGUUUCGGUACCCGACUGACAUAUGCAGAGAUGCGCAGGAUGCAACAGUAUCCUUUUCCAAAGGGGUGUCAGUCCUGUCAAACCCAUUGGCUGCUGGAACACUUGCACUGACCAUCAUUGGACAAACAGUGGUUGUUUUAUAUUGUUACUUUAAAAUAUUUCGCCGAGUGCAGAUAAGUGUGAAGAGGGUCAGCAUUUUGAAUUUUCAAAUUGUGAAUAACCUCCCUUAUUCCUUUCCAAGGAAGGACAAGCGUCUCGGGUUUUAUGUGCUGGCAGUAUGUUUUAUAUUUAUGUUAACAACUGGACCGAUUUUCUGGACUCUGACAACGGGACUCUUCAUUCGGGUAUCCGUGGCGCUUUGGACUUCUUCAUGGAUCAUCUUCUGCACAAUCUUCGUGUCAAAUCCUUUUCUGUACACGUGGAAAAACGAAGAGUUUAGGAAGUCUUUCAGGUCCAUCAUGAGGGGAGACUUUUGGAGAGGAUCGACUGUGGGCGUUGAGCCCAUUACAAUCAAUACCAUCUCUCAUAUUUUCCCUCGCCAAAACAGUCGGAGGGCAUUCUUGGGAGAUAUGAAUUAAUAGGACAAGCACGUUUCGCCACGAGGGAGGCCAAAUUGUGCCUAUAAGCAGUAUUUGUGCCAAAUGCAUGCCAUCUGUCUCUUAAAUGGGGAAAUGUGAAAAAUAUAGCGCUUUUGAUAUUGUAAACCAUUGUAAGAUUUGUGACUUUGUGAGGACUUUCCUAAACUGUCCAUACAUUGCUCCUUUUUCAAGUUAAACCAAAAUUUGUAUUAACUUGUAUUAUAUGGAAAUAAAUGA